AUGCAUUUCUCCCUCACCACCGUCCUUGCCUUCGCGGCGUCUGCUUCUGCUUGCUAUGGAGGAGGCCAGGCCUGGGGCAACAUCAGGCUUGAGGCUGUUGAGUUCAAUGGUGGCGAAAACAAAUACGGCUGCAAAAACAUGGGCGGGGGCGUGAGGGUGAAUUUUCGCAUGAGAAACGGAGAUGACGGCGGUCCUCGCCGUACACUCGACUAUGCCACCUGCAUCCAUUUCCUCAAGAACCCAAUCACGAACUGCAACUUUGGCGGUGAAGACAAUCAGGGUGCUUGGAGGCCUCGCGCCGACCCCAACGUCGGCAACUGCUAA
Molecule: messenger RNA, 324 nt
Organism: Colletotrichum higginsianum IMI 349063
Lineage: Eukaryota; Fungi; Ascomycota; Sordariomycetes; Glomerellales; Glomerellaceae
Product: Secreted protein
Exons: 3
Coding region: 1-324 (107 amino acids)
Source: RefSeq, a predicted model, not a curated record